Messenger RNA from Diaporthe batatas, 1821 nucleotides. RefSeq lists its product as uncharacterized. The transcript is spliced from 6 exons. Bases 1 to 1821 code for a protein of 606 amino acids. NCBI's taxonomy places the organism in Eukaryota, Fungi, Ascomycota, Sordariomycetes, Diaporthales, Diaporthaceae. The record is from RefSeq and is a predicted model, not a curated record. Gene Ontology annotation, molecular function: flavin adenine dinucleotide binding; oxidoreductase activity, acting on CH-OH group of donors.
AUGGGUCUCUAUAAGAAGCUCCCAGAGGACCUCAAGGAUGUAGAUGUCAUCAUCGCUGGCGGCGGCACGUCUGGCUGUGUUGUCGCUGCCAGGCUCGCGGAUGCUGAUCCCAACCUGUCAAUCCUCAUAAUCGAGGCGGGGCAGGACAAUGAUAUGCCGACAAUCAGCUGCCCGGCAAUGUUUUUGACACAUCUCAUGCCAGACAGCACCACGACCACCUUUUACGCGACAAAUCCAACCCCGGAAGUGGCCGAUAGACCUCUUGUCAUGCCCUCUGGUAGCGUCCUUGGCGGAGGAUCAUCUGUGAACAUGAUGGCAUACAGCCGGGGCCAACGGUGUGACUGGGACUCUUGGGGAAUGCCGGGGUGGUCAACUGACGAGAUGAUGCCAUUUUUCAAGAAGCUCGAGACCUUCCAUGGGGAGGACCCCAAGGAUAUUCAUGGCCACGACGGCCCCAUCAAUGUGUCUUUUGGUACUUAUGGCUCCGAGAGAAUCGACACAGAGUUCCUAGCAGCGGCCGAGAAGGCUGGUUGGCCUGAGGUCCCUGACAUACAAGACCUCGAAUCUAUCAACUCUGUCGGCAAAAGCAGGCGCUAUAUCUCGACCGAGGGCAAGCGCCAGGACGUGGCGACUUGCUACCUGCGCACCCGUUUGAACAGCGACAAGUAUCCCAAUCUCCACGUGCUUGUCGAGUCCCAGGUAUUGCGAGUCCUGAUAGAUGAGGAGACGAAGACGGCUGUCGGCGUCGAGCUCAGAACUAAUCCAAGACACAACGCCGAAGCCACUGGGGAGAAUCCUCUUGUCGUGAAAGCAAGCAAGCUCGUCGUCGUAUCAAGUGGAGCGUGUGGAACACCCGCGUUAUUGGAACGGUCUGGCCUGGGUGAUUCCACUGUUCUAGAGCGGGCCGGAAUUCCGGUGGUUGUGAACCUCCCAGGAGUUGGCAAUGGCUACGAAGACCACCACCUGCUCGGAUACCCCUACCUCAACAAUAUGGAGGCGGCGGAUACGCUAGACGGGGUCGUCUUCGGGCGCAUGGGUAGCCCUGAGGAUUUGAUGAAAGCCAGCCCUAAGAUCCUCGGCUGGAACGCUCAGCAGAUCCAAGGCAAGGUUCGGCCGACUGACGAGGAGGUCGCAGAGCUUGGACCUGAGUUUCAGAAGGCCUGGGACAAGGAGUUUAAAAACAAUCCUGACAAGCCGCUGGCCGUGUUUAGCGUGGUCGGCGGGUUCCCUGGAAACCCAGCUCUUACCACGGGCGACCCGUGUCUUUCAAUUACGGCUUUUACUGUUUACCCCUUCUCACGCGGAGAUAUUCACAUCACGGGCCCGAAGGUCGACGACCCUGUGGACUUCGUGACUGGUUUCUUCACUGAUGAGCACCAGCUCGAUGUGAAAAAGCAUAUUUGGAUGUACAAGAAGCAGCGCGAGGUCAUCAGGAGGAUGCCGAUGUACAGGGGCGAGAUGGCGCAUUCCCACCCCCCAUUCGACAGCAAGUCGGACGCAGCCUGCGUGACCCUCGACGGCCCACUCCCCGCCAACGCGCCGCCGAUCAAGUACACGGCCGAGGACGACAAGGUCCUGGAGCGGUUCAUACGUGAGAACGUCAGCACCACGUGGCACUCACUCGGGACGUGCAAGAUGCUGCCGCGCGAGCAGCAAGGCGUCGUCGACGCCCGCCUCGGCGUCUAUGGUGUGCGCGGAUUGAAGAUUGCUGAUUUGAGUGUCGCUCCCAAGAACUUCGCUGCGAACACUAACCAUGCGGCGCUCUCUAUUGGUGAGAAGGCGGCGGAUAUCUUCAUUCGUGAAUUGGGACUGCAUCAAUGA